AACAUAAAAACGAAAACAAAGUUCCAUUCGGUAUCGGCAAGUUACAACUAAAACCAGUGCAGAAGCAAACUGGCAAAACAAACACAACUCUAUUGUGCGUUGUAGCGGAGGACAACAAAAGAAAAAGGAGACGAUUGAAUGUGCGCUGUGUAUGUGUGUGCGACAGGGAAUUUGUGCUUGUUAUUUUAAGCGCACGUGUUGAGCUUCAUCGUUCAUCUGGUGUGAUUUGUGAAAGUAGUUUCGUGUUAACACCCAACAUGCCAACAUCGAUCAUGCAGAAAAACUACAGCAAUUGUCCGCUCAAGAAGCGUCCAGUCUUCAUGUCCAAGGAGGAAGCAUUGAAAAAUGAAUCGGAGGGUGAGAUGGAACCAGAAAAUCUAAGCACCAAACCGCAGGACCUCUCGAUGAAGUCCAUGAAGAAGAAGGCUCGCUCGGAGUCUCCCGAGCUGGUAGUGAUCAAGGCGGAGGACACUCUCCCCACACCGCCACCUUCCUCCUCCCCCGCUCCCAGUGAUACCAAAUCUCCACUUUCCAUCCCUACACCGACCUACGGCUCACUGCCCGCGAUGUACUACGGUGGAUCACGAUCGCCCGCUUCGUUCCCACCGGUUUACCCCGGAUUUCCGUACCCUCUGCCAUAUCCGGCCGACUUCUACAGUGCGUACCAUCAUCAGCAGAGUCAGGCACAGCAUCAGCAGCAUCCGGCAGGAUUACCGCACCAGCUACACCCCCACCAUCAUCACCUGCAUCAUCCGCUCCACAGUCAGAUCUCGCCACCACGAUCGGAACCCCUGUCACCGUACAGUGCCGGCCAGCACGAUACCUCCGGCAGUCCGUCCGCCUCACCGACCCAUCUCUUCCGCCCGGACCGCCACUCGCUUUCCCCACCACCGUCGAUGGUCGUUCCGGCCUAUCCGGCCGAACUGCGCCUGAACCAGAACAACAACAUCAUCAAGUCGGAGUCAGCGUUCGUCCGUGCCCAGCACCGCUACAUGCCUUACCCGUUGCACCAUCCUGCCCAUCAUCAUCAUCUGAUGAUGAGUUCGGUUGCCGAUCAUCCGUCGCUUUCGCCCGCCUCCAGCCAUACCUCGUUCAACUCGUACCUUUCGUCGCGUGGCCGUUCCCUGUCACCGAUCUCCUCGUCGGCACCCGCCAGCCCGGGAGCCGAUUCCGAGGAGAACAACAACAGCCUCAGUGUGACCAACGGUAACAGUACCUCGCUAUCGUCCUCAUCCGGCUGCUCAUCGAUCCUCACGGAAAAAUCCACCUCCAGUGCCAACAUCCAGAAGAAGGAAGGUGAAAAGGGAUCGUCGCAGGGAUCGAACGGUGCACCACGCUACCAGUGUCCGGACUGUGGUAAAUCGUACUCCACCUACUCCGGGCUGUCGAAGCACCAGCAGUUCCACUGCCCAGCGGCCGAAGGUAACCAGGCGCAGAAAACGUUCGUCUGCAAGGAGUGUGACAAACCGUACAAAACGCUCGGUGCGCUCAAGAUGCACAUCCGCACCCAUACGCUACCGUGCAAGUGUACCCACUGCGAUAAAGCCUUCUCGCGGCCAUGGCUACUGCAGGGCCACAUCCGUACGCACACCGGCGAAAAACCGUUCGUCUGCAAGCUUUGUUCGCGCGCCUUUGCCGACCGUUCGAAUCUGCGCGCGCACCAGCAAACGCACGAGGAUGUGAAGCGUUUCAAGUGUCCAACCUGUACCAAAUCUUUCUCGCGCCUUCCACUGCUAACGAAGCACGCGGAAAGCGGAUGUCCCGGUGGAUCCGGUGGUAGCAGUACGGCCGGUUCGCCCGUUCCAUCCCUUACCCGCUCGGACAGUCCACACUCGCAAAGUGCUUCGUCCGCGUGUAACAUUUCCGAGGACAGCUUCAUCCCGACCGUACUGCCACAUGGAAGUAACAUUGCCGUAUACUAGUGGCCGUCUGUGUGUGUGUGCGUGCGAUUUUGCAGCAGUGUGAGUAUUCGACCAAAACGGUGGCCUGAUCGAGUGUGUGCCUUCAACGAGCAACGUGUCUCUUCUUCGAUAAACGGGAAGUAAACCUCGUCGCAUUCCGUGCGACCAAAGACUGAGGGAAUGAAUGUGUGUGUGUGUCUGCUAGGGAAGCAACCAGAAGCAAAAGGCUUUUACAAAUACCAAGAAAUGUGUCAACGCGCCCUUUUGAAGAGUUAGUGAAGGAUGUUUUAAUUUGUAAAGGACAAAGGGUCAAAGGAAGAUGGAACCACCAAGGGUGGUUCUAGUGCAAGGUAUCGAUGGUGUGUUCGAUUCAGAUUUCGUUUCGUUUCACGACCGCUUUGAAACAUUCAAGGUGGUUUUUUUUGGCGAACGAAAUGUGACCGGACAGUGGAAAUUGUUUUCUACUUUAGUAAGUUUAUUUAUUUUCAAAUGGAAGGAAGGAAGAUUUUUUUUCGAUUUUUUUUUCGUUUCGUAAAAGAAAAAGUAAAAAAAAUGAAUAGAAUAGAAUGAGACACAAACUGUUCCAAACUAGUCAGAUUUUCUUUUAGUUUAGUGUACUUAGAGAAGUUUGCUGCGAAUUUAGUUUUGCUUCAUUUCUACCAUCUUUUGUUUCUCUCCCAUAUUCAAAACACUUGGUCGCUUACAUUUAUUUUCCUAUUAGUUUUUUUUCUCUCUUAUGUUAUUAUGUAUAUUUUUUCGUGCUAUAAAAUAAGAAGAUCUCAAUGCGUGUGUGUGUG
Messenger RNA from Anopheles funestus (African malaria mosquito), 2698 nucleotides. Its product is annotated as protein escargot. The record is from RefSeq and is a predicted model, not a curated record. Bases 258 to 1922 code for a protein of 554 amino acids. Gene Ontology annotation, biological process: regulation of transcription by RNA polymerase II. Lineage: Eukaryota; Metazoa; Arthropoda; Insecta; Diptera; Culicidae. Gene Ontology annotation, molecular function: DNA-binding transcription factor activity; RNA polymerase II cis-regulatory region sequence-specific DNA binding. The transcript has 2 exons.